AUGAAGCAGCCAACACUGGCCGUCUACGGCGUCGUCAGCGACACUUCGGCGCUCAAGCAGGAGAUUGCCCACCGCGACGCGCAGGUCGAGGAGCUGCAGGAAAAACUGGGACAUGCGCUAAAGGAGCUGUCCGAACAGCGCGCUCAUAUCCGAGUGGUCCAGGGCAGGUCCGGGGAGCUCGCGGCCAUGUUGGGCCGCUUCCAGCGCGCGCUUCGGACAGAGCUGCGGCGUGCCGCGGUGCAAGGCCGCCACGAUGCCCGCCGUCAACUGCACCAGCGGCACUUCGAGCUGGGCCACGUUGUGGCAUGGCAAGGCGGGAUGCGGCAGGUGUGGGUGGAAGGGUCUGUCAUGUGCGGGAUGAUCCGUGAGCUGGAGGAGGUCAGCCGGCGGCGUGACGCCGUGGAGGGGCUCAAGAAAACCGCCCACAACACUGUCAAGCAGCUACUCCGGCAGGAGCGGGAUCGCGAGGAGUCGACGCCGGGGUCUGAGGGCUUCAACGCGCUUAUGGAAGCACAGGAGGAGCUGCAGCUUCGCAGCACCGAGCACGCCGCACUCACCGCAAUGAUCGGCACGAUUCGCCAGCGUCAGGUGGAGCUUGAGAACGAGAAAAAGGCCUUUAUGAAGGAGAUCCGGCGGAUUAACGACGAGGAUGCCUCGGAGUACGCUAGCCGCACAGCGCUCGGCGAUGGGGAGCGCUAUAUCUUGAUGGAUUUGCUUGGUAAAGGAGGAUUUUCAGAGGUCUGGCGAGCGUUUGAUCUGGCAGAUGGGCGCUACGUGGCGUGCAAAAUUCAUCACGUCAAUCGCGAUUGGCCGAUGGCAACGCGUCUGAAUUACCGCCGCCGUGCUGAACGGGAGCUGGAGAUUAUGCGGGUUUUGGAUCAUCCGCGUCUUACGCGACUUUACGAUGUUUUCCCCUUAAGCGAUGCAGCGUUGGUUUCUGUGAUGGAGUACAGCGCAGGGAUGGAUCUGGAUACCUAUCUGAAACGCUAUCAGCAGCUGCGUGAGGGUGACGCGCGACUGAUUUUACUGCAGAUGAUCGCCGCGCUGCGGUAUCUUGCAGGGUUGCCGAGCCCAGUGAUUCAUUACGACUUAAAACCAGCCAAUAUUUUAUUACAUUCAGCUGAUCCCGGCGUGCUGGAUGUGAAGAUUACCGACUUUGGGCUAUCGAAAAUUAUCGCAGAAACGCGAGAGGGGCCGAGUGAUAAUCCGAGUAUUGAACUCACCUCGCAGGGUACGGGGACUUAUUGGUAUCUCCCACCAGAGUGUUUUGAUACCUCUUCAACCCCGCGCAUUAGCAAUAAAGUCGACGUUUGGUCUGUGGGGGUAAUCUUUUAUCAGAUGCUCUUCGGUCGCCGCCCUUUUGCCGAAGGCGAAUCGCAGCGAAAGAUCUGGCAGGAGAAGCUUAUUAUUGAAUCUGCGCGUGAGCUGAGCUUCCCGGAAAGCCCGAAGGUUAGUGAAGAGGCGAAGGAGCUUAUAACGAAUUGCUUAGCGUUUAACGUAGGCGAACGGUAUGACGUUUUUCAGCUUAGUCAGCAUCCGUAUUUAUUUCGAACGGGAAGGCGGAGCGUGAAGCUAAAGAGCGCUUUUAAUAGCGCAGUGUCGGUAGGUUCGACUCCAACUCAAUACACGUCAAAUAAAGAAAGAAUGGAAGCUGCAAAAUAA
Molecule: messenger RNA, 1662 nt
Organism: Phytomonas sp. Hart1
Lineage: Eukaryota; Euglenozoa; Kinetoplastea; Trypanosomatida; Trypanosomatidae
Source: the annotation of a GenBank genome assembly